This is a messenger RNA of Cimex lectularius (bed bug), 2149 nucleotides long. It is a transcript of the gene pcs, whose product is annotated as SH3 domain-binding protein 5 homolog. The transcript has 9 exons. Gene Ontology annotation, molecular function: protein kinase inhibitor activity. The record is from RefSeq and is a predicted model, not a curated record. Gene Ontology annotation, cellular component: cytoplasm. Gene Ontology annotation, biological process: intracellular signal transduction; negative regulation of protein tyrosine kinase activity. Bases 281 to 1486 code for a protein of 401 amino acids. NCBI's taxonomy places the organism in Eukaryota, Metazoa, Arthropoda, Insecta, Hemiptera, Cimicidae.
CAAUUUCCAACUCAGUUGCGUUACGGCGUUAGCUCGGUCGUCACCGUUCUGUUCUUCCUUCCAGUCCAACUCCGUACUGUUUUUGUUUUGAAAGACUUUACCCAUGACGAGCUUCCCGCCCGCCCAGAUGAUCUGAGGCGAUGCAACUUUGCCGGAAGAAGAGGAAGUGGUGGCGCCGAGGAGUCGCUUCGCAACAUUUGAAUUUCGUUUUGUGUCGGUUUUUUCGAUUACAACUGAGUUUUUAAAAGUAUAUUUUUACCGUUUCUACUCGUCAUCAUAAAUGGAAUCUCUUAAGACUGAUUCGCAAAAGCUGGAAGACGACGACGAUCUAGACCCAAGGAUUCAAAUAGAAUUGGAACAACUGAAUAAUUGCACGGAUCAAAUCAACAAAUUGGAAAUCGAGCUAGAUGAGGCGAACACCACCUUCAACAUCCUCCUGAACGACUCGACGAGGAGGUUGAAAGUCAUGACCUGCAAGCUCGGCAGUUGCAUCGAAAGAGCGAGGCCGUACUACGAGUCGGUGGAGAUCGCGAGAAAGGCGAGGGUCGAGUGCCAAAGAGCCGCUGUCGAAUUCCAAAGAGCCAAUGAAAUUCACCAGGCCGCCAAAGAAACGGUCGCCCUCGCCGAGGACCGGUUCCUCAGCAAACAGCACGAAUGGACGUUCGACAACGCCUGGCAAGAGAUGCUGAACCACGCCACGACCAAGGUCACUGAAGCUGAGUACAACCGGGCCGAAAAAGGCAGGGAGCACCAAAAACGAGCGACGCUAUUCAACAUGGCUGAGCAGAGGGUCCUGAAUCUCGAGGGGAAACUUAAAAGGAGUAUUAUAAAAUCCAAACCGUACUUUGUGGAGAAAGAAGUUUGCCAAGGUCAGUUGGACGCUCAGAAGCGACGGAUCGAUCAAGUCCAAGCCGAGAUCGCGAAAGCAAAGUCUGAUUAUUCCGCAUCGCUUAGGAGACUUGAACUUAUAUCAGAAGAGAUUCACUCCCGAAGAAAGGAUAAGAGCGGAAGCGUAAGUCCUUCACCUGUUGGCCCGAGGGAACCAGGAGUGGGCGCUGAACUUGAGUGUGAAGAGAAAAAGAAAAUUCCUUGUAUAAAGAAAGACAUUCAUCUUGAACGGAAGGAAGACGCCGAUUGCGAUGGCGCGGUUGGAAGCUGCUGGGAUAUAGAACAAGAAAUGGAAAGGGCAGAUUUACGCAGUUUGGGCAGUCUCAGCAUGGCUACAUCUUCUGCAAUAUCGGAUAACGAAGAACUCGAUAUUGAACCGUUAGAAGAGGAUUUGGAAGAAUUGAGGCAAAGAGUAAGGGAUUUGGCCGUGAUCGAGGCGCCUAAAGGAGGAGACGAUUGGGCCACGGAGUUAAGCGAGGCGAUAUCCCGCCUUGACAACGCCAUGUUGCAGCAAGAAGCCAACGAAGAGCUUAAGGCGCUUGCGGUGAAAGCUUCGACGCCAAUAAGAAACUCAACCCCCGGUGCAUCUGGAAUUUAAUUGUCGAUGUUUUCAUUUUACCCCUCUUACCUGAUUGAUCCAACAGACGAGUAACUUUAUUCUCCCUUAUAUUUUGUACUUGGAAAAUUGUAUCUCUUUUCCUCGAUGAUGUGAUUUUUUUAAAAUAAAAUCUUUUAUUAAAAGAAAAAGAGAAAAUGUGAUAAUUGACAAAAAACAAUUAUGGCUAAUUUAUCAAUAGGCCAAUGAUCUGUUUUGUUUUUGUUUAGCAAUUUCAAAUUAACAGUUGAAAAAUUUAUUAUACAUAGUUUUCUUUUCCUCUGACAUCAGUCAGCUUAUUUUUGUAAUAUUUUAAAAGAGAAAAUAGUUGAAGCUUUAAGUUAAUUUAUUAAUAUAUUAAUAGGAUGUGAUAUUUAUUUAGGUUGUUGUAUUUGAAUUGAAAAUUUCAGAGCUGUAGAUUGUAAAUAACCUACAUUUUACUCCGUUUUUUCCUUUCCUUGUAGAUGCUGGAAAAACAAAUCUUGCCUUAAUUUUGUUUGUUGUGCCAUAAUUUUAAGAUUUUUUUAAAAGUUUUCUUAAAAUCAAUUUCCAGUAACUUUAUUUUAAGUAUGUACGUAAAAAAAUUACGACUCCUUAUUAAACUUGUUAAUGUGUAAUAAAGUUGUAACAGGAGAUAUUAAAAUGAGAUAAUAAAAUGUGUAAUUG